Molecule: messenger RNA, 2260 nt
Organism: Anopheles funestus (African malaria mosquito)
Lineage: Eukaryota; Metazoa; Arthropoda; Insecta; Diptera; Culicidae
Product: fatty acyl-CoA reductase wat-like
Exons: 8
Coding region: 191-1828 (545 amino acids)
Biological process (GO): long-chain fatty-acyl-CoA metabolic process
Cellular component (GO): peroxisome
Molecular function (GO): alcohol-forming very long-chain fatty acyl-CoA reductase (NADP+) activity
Source: RefSeq, a predicted model, not a curated record
UUACCUCUCAGCUGUGGCCAGUUCAGUGUAUCAGCUUGAGCCGUGCGGACGCAAAUUUUCCCAGUGAUCCUCACUGCACCGGUACACGCCUGCAGAUACUUCUGAUCGGUGCGUUAAGUCAUCGAUCGGCCACUGUAAACGUGUAGUAUUUGUACGAUAGAGCGUAACAGGACGUACGACAAUCGUCAGGAUGGAUCUCCGAGCAAAUGAAGAGACCGGUCAUAACAACGAGCUUACGAUGACGGAGGAACGUAAGAUAACGUCCACGCCAGUGAUGGAAUUCUACCGCGACAAGUGUGUCCUGAUUACUGGAGGUACCGGCUUUAUCGGUCGGCUAUUGAUCGAGAAGCUACUUAGAAUUAAUGUGCGACAGAUUAUCCUGCUAUCGAGGCCUAAGAAAGGUAAAACGGCGCAGCAACGUUGUGACGAUCUGUUUAGCAGCAUCGUAUUUAUGAACCUCAAGAAAGACUGCCCAACGUUUAUCGAUCGCGUCAAGUUGGUCGAUGCCGAUCUGCAGCAUCCUUCACUCGGUCUAUCGGACGAAUCGAUCGAGUAUAUCGUCAACAAUGCACAGAUUGUGCUGCAUGCCGCAUCGGACGUUCGUUUCGACCAGGCCCUCAAGAAGGCGAUCGAGGUGAACGUGCGUGGUACGCGCGAUCUGCUUCGCAUCGCAGAGAAGAUCGUCAAUCUGGAGCUGUUUGUGUACAUCUCCACGGCGUACUCCAACUGUCCGCAGGAUAUGAUCAAGGAACAGUUCUACACGCCACCGUCCGAGCCUGAGAAGAUGAUCCAGCUGGUGGAAGCGAUGGACGAACGGUUCGAGGAGCACAUGAACAAAACGGUGAACGAUUUCAUUCAUCCUUGGCCGAACACGUACGUCUAUACGAAGGCACUCACGGAGGAUGUCGUACGGCAGUAUGGUGAGCUAUUGCCGAUAGCCGUCGUUCGUCCAUCAAUUGUGAUUGCAACCAACGAGGAACCGAUCGGUGGAUGGACCGAUAAUAUCUACGGCCUUAACGGUGUGAUCGCUGGAGUCGCGCUUGGUAUUAUUCGCAUUAUGCAUGUAGAUGACAACAACAAGGCAGACAUCAUACCGGCGGACAUUGUGGUGAACGCGGUGCUCGCUGCCGGAUGGCAAACCUACGUAGAACGUUUUAUCUAUCACCACCUUAGGAAAAGCGAUCGGCCAUUGCCGGAAGCCAAAACGAACGGUGAGCUCAAGGGUGUGGCUAAGCCGCGGACAAAAAUUUACAACUGUGUCACCGGAAAUGACAAUCCCAUCUCGUACCAAACAAUCUACAAGUACUCGAUCGAGGUUGGUAAACAUUGUCCGCCGAAGAAAUCGCUGUGGAUCGUGUGUCAUAAUACGACGACUAGCAAGUAUAUGUAUGAAUUCUACAAACUGUUAUAUCAUCUGCUACCGGCGUUGCUGAUUGAUACUUACCUGCGAGUGAUCAGACGUACACCAAGAGUUAUGGACCUUUAUAAAAAGGUGCACAAAUUCGCCACAGUUAUCGCUUACUUUGCUAACGGUCGAUGGACAUUUGAGAAUGAAAAUAUGAGAUCUUUGAGAAAUAAGUUAUCACCCGAUGAUCAGAUCAUGUUUCCGUGCAACAUUCAGAAGAUCGAAUGGGCCGACUACUUCUGGACGUACAUUCACGGGCUUCGCAAGCACAUCGCCAACGAACCAUUGGAGAACCUGGACGAAGCGAUCAAACGUCACAAGCAGAUGCAAAUAGUGCACUACUUCAUCCUGGCUGCAUACUACUCAGUGAUGGCUUUACUCAUUUACUACCUCUUCAAAGCAGUUGGCAUGUUAGUGUUCUAAUGUAUCGGCUGCUGGUGGGUAACUUCCCGAUACUCCCACACCAUCCUACACGACAGAGAGUUCGAUGGUUGUCUUAGGGUUUGAUUCGUACAUGCAUACUAAAGUGGUCGACAUUUCGAAUGGCUUUGCUGGGAGGGUAGGGUAUUUAAGUGUUAGAUGAGCCAUUUUAAAGAGCCGUAUGUCUGCCUGUGUGUAACGUUCAAUGUCUGUGCUGUACAAAUCGAAGCGAACAAUACGGUGUAUUUGUUAACGUUUUUUCCUCCUUUGGCCAUUCACUCAUGGAGCAGACUAGGAGUCACUCAUCAAUGACAUAAAAUGGCAUCUAUCAGCGUAGCAAUACUGUUGAAUGUAAUGUGUUUUAUACUUAUUUUCGUGUAAAUAGAAGAGGAGAGUUAGGAAAAUAAAGAGAUACAUCUUACGGUAUUCGGAAAA